UCUGUAAUCUUACUUUUACAUAAACUUAUCUUUAGUUUCUGCUCAUAUCAUCCAAGAAGAAGAACUGUAUAUGGGAAAAUUGUCAGAUUUACCCGCCAAAUGUUUAUGUUAGUUGCGGCAUAAGAUACAUUUACUUUUAGUGUUUUAGUGAUUUUAAACUUUGAAAUGAGUGAAAAACAAACAAGAUCGAAAACAAAAAUUGAACCAGAUGCUGAGAAGAAGGUUCUUAGUACGUUGCCGAAGAGGCACAUAUUCUUCAUUGAAGGAAAACAUGCGGAAUCAGGAGACAUUCAAAUUGAAAAAAUGCGGCACCCUGGCACAGGGGAAUCAUCUUUUUUCGUAUUUUCAAAAUCCACCAAUAAAGUAUAUGAAGUGCAUCAAUUCAAUGAGCCGCACAGAAGUUGGUUUAUAGACGAAACUGUUUGUUCAAAUGGAAAGUGUAAUUUACUUACACCUUUCGAUCCUAUGUUGUUCGCGCUCUUUUACUUAUACAAAAACUGUUCAGAUAAGGCUAUGCCUUUAAAUCAAAUACGAGAUGACGAUUUUCCAAAAACUACAGAAAUACUCGAGAAGUUAGCGGAUGAUAUGAUUUUAAAGAUUUCUGAUAGAAAAGGACCCGAGGAUCUCAGAGCAUUUAAGUUCAAUAAGGACAAAACGUUGGCCUGGUUAGCGCUUAAGACAGAAUUACUCAUUAAAACAUUGAAAAAUGAAAGCAUUCAAGUCAGUGAGAAUGCAAUAUCUGCAAACUACAUCAAAGAGGAGAAGGACGAGCAUUUCGAAGAGGACUACUUACGAUUUGCAAGUGGAAUAGUUGGCAGCUAUAUUCCAGAACAACUAAAAAAUGAACUGUUAGAAUACCUCAAUGUUACCGAGACUGUGACGUCAUCCAAAAGAAAAUCCCUGCAGCCCCCGAAAGAUGCAACGCAUACGAACAAGAAAGUAAAAGUCGAGGCUGACACUUCAAUCAUUUCCCCGCCUCCAGGGGUCAAGGAAAAGAAAGAAACCGCGAAGGAAAAAGCAAUGAAGAAAGCUGCCGCCGGUACAAAAAGUAUUGCUUCGUUUUUCAAGAAGUGAAAUGUUGUAGUGUUGUAGGUAGAUUAGGAACAUGUUUAUGUGAAUUUGUGUUAAUUUAUGUUUCGAUUUAAGUAACGUGCAGGAGACACCAGAAAGUGUAAUAAUAUUGAAAACAGGACUUGUCAGAAAGAUAUAAUAAAUUUGGAUAGCAAAAAUAGAAUAGAAAUGUAGGCUUUAAGUAGUCACUGAUUAAUUUAGACAUAUUCCAUAAUUUUGCUGUUAAUACUGCGAACGAUUACUCAAAUAUAAGCGAUUUAUUUAUAAUUUGUUUUAUUUCCAAUGGAGAACCACAGAAAAUCAGAAGAUGGGCAACUCAUUGCUUUGAUAGCUGAUGAGAAGACCUGCGUUGGUUUCUUACUAGCCGGCAUUGGAGAGUGUGAUAAGCAUGGUCAAAUGAACUUCUUAGCAGUGAAUGAAAGUACAAAAGAAUCGCUAAUUGAAAAUUUUUUCAAUGAUAUGUGCAACAGGAAUGAUGUUGCUAUUCUUCUUAUUGAUGAAGACAUUGCGAGAAAAAUAUCGCAAGCAAUCAAGUCUUGGCAAGAGCCUUUUCCUAUAAUUUUGGAGGUACCAUCACAAAGUCAGUUAUUCGGAGUGAAUUCGGAGGAAAUUCCAGCACAAAGUAUCAAAUAAAAUAUACAUAAUGCGCUAGGAAUAUAUACUAUGUCUAUAUUUCCAUCCUUAAACUAUUUUUAUCCGGAUACGUACCUGGUGAUAGCUAUUAAUAUAUUUUUGAACAUAA
Messenger RNA from Hermetia illucens (black soldier fly), 1813 nucleotides. RefSeq names its product ribonuclease H2 subunit B. The transcript is spliced from 6 exons. The record is from RefSeq and is a predicted model, not a curated record. Gene Ontology annotation, cellular component: nucleoplasm; ribonuclease H2 complex. Lineage: Eukaryota; Metazoa; Arthropoda; Insecta; Diptera; Stratiomyidae. Bases 166 to 1074 code for a protein of 302 amino acids. Gene Ontology annotation, biological process: RNA catabolic process; ribonucleotide metabolic process.